Molecule: messenger RNA, 15191 nt
Organism: Labrus bergylta (ballan wrasse)
Lineage: Eukaryota; Metazoa; Chordata; Actinopteri; Labriformes; Labridae
Gene: mycbp2
Product: MYC binding protein 2
Biological process (GO): regulation of synaptic assembly at neuromuscular junction; axon guidance
Cellular component (GO): nucleus; plasma membrane
Molecular function (GO): ubiquitin protein ligase activity
Source: RefSeq, a predicted model, not a curated record
GGAAUCGAAAGAACCGUAGUUGUUGCAACCAGCAAGAUUGGCUACAAUUUGUAACAACCGUGGAUGCUUUAACUGUGGCACUUCUGCAGCCUGGAACGAUUAAAAAAUGAUCUGACAUGUAGCGGGUUUAAUGACAAGUGGAUUGCACCUGAUGGCCGGAUGUAAUCUAUCUUUUGUGUGAUACAUUGUUUCCCCCAAAACGAUGAUGUGUGCUGCUGCUGCUGCUGCUGCUGCUGGUGGAGGGGGGAUUCUGCCCUCCUCCUCAUCGCCGUCGCUGGGGAUGGGUGUCAGGGUCAUUUCUGGAACCGGAGCCGAUCUUUGCACCUUCGGGUCGGGGAUGGGUUCUUGUCCGACACCCGGAGCCCAGUCGGACUGUCGGACUCGGUACCAGCUGUUACUCUCAGGUCGAGCCUUGGCCGAGCGAUACAGGCGGAUAUACACCACGGCUAUAAACGAUAAAGAGCAAGGGAUAAACCAAGGAAGGGGAAAGAAGGCUUUGAGUAAGAAGAAACUGAAACGGCGACAGAAGGUCAAGUCAAAAGUGAAAUCAAGAACAAAGUCUGAGAGUCUAGAUGGAGCCCUCUUCGUGCCGGACAUCAAGCUGCACAGCAACCCUUCUGCAUUCAAUGUCUACUGCAACGUGCGGCACUGUGUGCUGGACUGGCAGCAGAGAGAGGCCUCUCUGGCACUCGCCUCCAGGAGCUCGGUGCAGAGUGGAGACUCGGACAGCGAGGAGGAGGAAGAGUACCGCGAGCCAGCCGUGAAGCUGCCAAAGAUCAUUGGCAUUGGCCUUUGUGGGGUGUUUGAGCUGAUUAAAGAGACCCGGUUCUCUCACCCUUCACUGUGCCUGCGGAGCCUGCAGGCCUUGUUGGACAUGCUGCAGGGACAACAGCCUGAGGGCUUCCAGACUGAGCCCCCUGAUGUGCUAGAGUCUCUAUUCCAGUUGUUGUUGGAGACCACGGUUCGGAGCACGGGGCCCAACGACCCGACAGGACAGGCCAUCACCGCUCUGUCCUGCGCCUGCCUCUUCAGUCUGGUGGUGGCCUGGGGAGACACCGGCAAAAUCCUGCAGGCGGUCUCUGCCAUCCUCACCAACAACGGCAGCCAUGCCUGCCAGACGAUACAGGUGCCAACCAUCCUGAAUGCACUCCAGAGGAGCGUGCAGGCCGUCCUGGUUGGAAAGAUUCAAAUCCAGGACUGGUUUGGGAAUGGCAUCAAACGCGCAGCCCUGAUGAACAAGUGGGUCCUGAAAGAAGUGUCCAUUGAUGAUGAUGAGCGCUGUCUUCUGCAGACCGAUGGUUCCUUCCUGUAUCUGCUCUGCAAGGACGGACUCUACAAAGUGGGCUCGGGAUACAGCGGCACUGUCAGGGGCCACGUGUACAACUCCACGUCUCGCAUCAGGAACAGAAAGGAGAAGAGGUCAUGGCUGGGCUUCGCUCAGGGGUUUUUGUUGUAUCGGGACACAUGCAACCACACAAUGUCGGCCCUCAAGAUCAACCCGGAGACUCUGGAGCACGAGGGGACUGUCACCAUGCCAGGUCAACAUGCAGACGGACAGAACAUCAUCUUCACUGACGGAGAGUACAUCAACCAGAUCGCAGCCUGCAAAGAUGAUGGUUUCGUGGUGCGGAUCUACACCAUGAGCUCGGACCCGGCCCUGCAGCAGGAACUGCAGCUGAAGCUGGCAAGGAAAUGUCUGCACGCCUGCGGCAUCUCUCUCUUUGACCUCGAGAAGGAUCUGCACAUCAUCAGCACAGGCUUUGAUGAAGAGGCAGCAUUGCUUGGAGCGGGCAGGGAGUUUGCUCUGAUGAAAACUGCCUCGGGAAAGAUCUACUACACAGGAAAGUACCAGAGCCUGGGCAUAAAGCAGGGAGGCCCUUCUGCAGGGAAGUGGGUGGAAUUGCCCGUAACAAAGUCCCCCAAGAUUGCUCAGUUCUCAGUCGGCCAUGAUGGGUCUCAUGCACUGCUCGUGGCCGAAGACGGAAGUGUGUUCUUCACGGGCUCUGCCAGCAAGGGAGAGGAUGGAGAGUCCACUAAAAGUCGGAGACAGCCCAAGCCAUACAAGCCCAAGAAGAUGAUCAAAUUAGAGACAAAGACAGCGGUGUACACUGCAUGUAACAACGGAAGCAGCAGCAUCGUCACCAAGGAUGGAGAGCUGUACAUGUUUGGAAAAGAUGCAAUUUACAGCGACAGCACCUGCCAGGUGACAGACCUCAAAGGUCACUUUGUAACUCAGGUCGCUAUGGGUAAGGCCCAUACGUGCGUUCUGACCAAGAGCGGUGAAGUGUGGACGUUUGGAGUGAACAACAAGGGCCAGUGUGGCAGAGACACGGGAGCCAUGAGCCAGGCAGGGAAAGCCUUUGGUGUGGAGAGCAUGGCCACAGCCAUGGAUGAGGACCUGGAGGACGAGCUGGAGGAGAAAGAAGAGAAGAGCAUGAUGUGUCAGCCAGGCAUGCACAAGUGGAAGCUGGACCAGUGCAUGGUGUGCACAGUGUGUGGAGACUGCACAGGCUACGGAGCCAGCUGUGUCAGCAGUGGACGGCCAGACAGAGUGCCUGGAGGGAUCUGCGGCUGUGGCUCUGGAGAGUCCGGCUGUUCAGCGUGUGGCUGCUGCAAAGCGUGUGCCAGGGAGCUGGACGGUCAGGAAGCCAGACAGAGAGGCAUCUUCGACGCUGUGAAGGAGAUGAUUCCACUGGACCUGCUGCUAGGCGUGAACAUCGAGGAGCACAUUCAGAUCCGUCAGGAGGAGAAACGGCAGAGGAUCAACCGCCGGCACAGGCUGGAGGAGGGCAGAGGCCCCCUUCUUUUUCCUGGUCCCAUUUUUAUGAACCAGCGUGAGCAGGCCCUAGCCAGAAUAAGACCCCUUCAGGCACUAAGGCAUAAACGGGACAAGCACAAAGAUGGUAGCAGUGAGCGUGGCGAGAAGGAUGCCAGCAAGAUCACCACCUACCCUCCAGGGGCCGUGAGAUUUGACUGUGAGAUGAGAGCUGUGCAGGUCAGCUGCGGAUUUCACCACUCAGUGGUGCUCAUGGAGAAUGGAGAUGUCUACACAUUUGGUUAUGGCCAACAUGGGCAGCUGGGACAUGGAGAUGUCAACUCCAGGGGUUCUCCAACUCUGGUGCAGGCCCUGCCGGGUCCCAGUGUCCAGGUGACGGCAGGCAGCAACCACACAGCUGUUCUCCUCAUGGAUGGGCAGGUCUUCACAUUUGGAAGCUUCUCGAAAGGGCAGCUGGGCCGGCCCAUCCUAGACAUGCCCUACUGGAAUGCCAAGCCGUCUCCCAUGCCCAACAUCGGUGCCAAAUAUGGACGGAAGGCGACCUGGAUCGGCGCCAGCGGGGACCAGACAUUCCUACGUAUCGAUGAGGCUCUUAUCAACUCCCAUGUCCUCGCUACAUCAGAGAUCUUUGCCAGCAAACACAUCAUUGGCCUCGUGCCCUCCUCUGUGUCUGAGCCGCCUCCAUUUAAAUGCUUGCUUAUCAACAAAAUGGACGGAAGCUGCAGAACCUUCAAUGACUCGGAGCAGGAGGACCUGCAGGGAUUUGGCCUGUGUUUGGACCCUGUGUAUGAUGUCAUAUGGAGGUUCCUUCCAGCCUCAAGAGAGAUGCUGUGCUACAACUCGGUGAUAGCUGAUGCCAGGAUGCCCUCUGCUACAGACCUCCAGGCCCGCUGUAGCAUCCUCAGCCCAGAGCUGGCGUUACCGUCAGGAUCCCACGCCACCACUACUCGCUCUCACGGAGCCCUACACAUCCUCGGUUGCCUGGAUACACUGGCAGCCAUGCAAGAGCUAAAGAUGGGUGUAGCCAGCGCAGAGGAAGAAACCCAGGCGGUGAUGAAGGUCUACUCUAAAGAGGACUACAGUGUGGUGAACCGCUUUGAGAGUCACGGUGGUGGUUGGGGUUACUCAGCCCACUCUGUGGAGGCCAUCCGCUUCUGUGCUGAUGCAGACAUCCUGCUGGGUGGGCUGGGCCUGUUCGGGGGAAGAGGGGAGUACACUGCAAAGAUCAAGCUUUUUGAGCUGGGACCUGACGGGGGUGACCACGAGACUGACGGUGAUCUGCUGGCUGAGACAGAUGUGCUAGCCUAUGACUGUGCUGCCAGGGAGAAAUAUGCAAUGAUGUUUGAUGAGCCGGUGCUGCUGCAGCUGGGCUGGUGGUAUGUGGCGUGGGCUCGAGUGUCUGGUCCCAGCAGUGACUGUGGCUCCCAUGGACAGGCUACCAUUACUACUGAUGAUGGUGUGGUAUUUCAGUUCAAAAGCUCCAAGAAGUCAAACAACGGCACAGAUGUUAAUGCGGGUCAGAUACCUCAGCUACUUUACAGGCUUCCUUCAAAUGAUGGCAAUGCAUCCAAAGGGAAACAGCAGACCAGUGAACCAGUCCACAUCCUGAAACGCUCAUUCGCUCGCACAGUCUCAGUGGAGUGUUUCGAGUCCCUUCUGAGUAUCCUCCACUGGAGCUGGACCACCUUGGUUUUGGGUGUGGAGGAGCUGCGAGGGCUUAAGGGCUUCCAGUACACCGCCACCCUGCUGGACCUGGAGAGGCUGCGCUUUGUUGGCACCUGCUGCCUCCGCCUGCUCAGGGUCUACAUCUGUGAGAUCUUCCCCAUUGCUGCCAGCACCAAAGCUGUGGUGGAGGAGUCGAGCAAGCUGGCAGAAUGCGUGGGUAAGACUCGCAGCCUGCUGAAGAAGAUCCUGUCAGAAGGCAUGGACAACUGCCUGACCAAGCUGGACAACGACCCUCAGGGCUACUUGUCGCAGCCUUUGACCCUGCUGGAGGCUGUGCUGCAGGAGUGCCACAACACCUUCACCGCCUGCUUCCACUCUUUCUACCCCACCCCAUCUCUGCAGUGGGCCUGCCUCUGUGACCUGCUCAACUGCCUGGACCAGGACAUUGCCGAGGCCAACUUCCGCACAUCCAGCAGCCGUCUGCUGGCGGCUGUGAUGUCGGCUUUGUGCAACACGUCCGUAAAACUGACCUCCAUCCUGCCCAUUGCAUAUGACGGGGAAGUGCUGCUGCGUUCACUGGUCAAACAAGUCAGCACAGAGAAUGACUCGGCGCUUGCUCACCGCUUCCCCCUGCUGGUGGCCCAUAUGGAGAAACUAAGCCAUACCGAGGAGAACUUGAUGGGCAUGACCAGUUUCCGGGAGGUGCUGGAGAAGAUGCUGGUGAUCGUGGUGCUGCCUGUGAGGAAGAGUUUGAGGAAAGAGGUGGAGCUGUUCUCUCCACACCUGGUCUCCAACACCUGUGGUCUGCUGGCCUCCAUCGUCUCUGAGCUCACUGCCUCGGCCCUGGGCUCUGAGGUUGAUGGGCUGAACUCGCUCCACUCUGUGAAAGCAUCUCCAAACCGUUUCACCAAAACAAGCCAGGGCCGCAGUUGGAACACAGGCAAUGGCUCCCCGGAUGCCAUCUGUAUGACGGUGGACAAGCCGGGCGUUGUGCUGGUCGGCGUCUGCGUGUACGGAGGAGGGGGCAUCCACGAGUAUGAACUAGAGGUGCUGGCUGAUGAUGCGCAGACAGAGCACCCAGGGGACUCGGCACAUUCUCACAGAUGGACAUCCUUAGAGCUGGUGAAGGGCACCUACAGCACGGAUGACACUCCCACUGACAUUGCAGAGAUACGCAUGGACAAAGCUGUGCCACUCAAGGAGGGGGUAAAGUAUGCUGUCAGGCUGCGAAACUACGGCAGCCGGACAGCUAACGGAGAUGGAGGCAUGACCACGGUGCAGUGCUCUGAUGGCGUGUCCUUCACAUUCAGCACCUGCAGUCUGAGUAGCAACGGGACCAACCAGACCAGAGGACAAAUCCCUCAGAUUCUCUACUACAGGAGUGAGUAUGACGGGGAUCUCCAGUCUCAGCUGCUGAGCAAAGCCAACGAGGAGGACAAGAACUGUAGCAGAGCUCUGUCUGUGGUCAGUGCUGUGGUCAGAGCUGCUAAGGACCUGCUCCACAGAGCUUUUGCUGUUGAUGUGGAUGAUAUACCUGAGCUGCUAAGUUCCUCCAGUCUGUUCUCCAUGCUCCUGCCCCUCAUCCUGGCCUACAUCGGCCCUGUAGCUGCUUCUGUGCCCAAGGCUGCUGUUGAGGUCUUUGGUCUCGUUCAGGAGCUGUUACCCGCUGUCUCUGCCCUCAACCAAAAAUAUGCCCCUCCCACCUUCAACCCCAACCAGUCAACAGACAGCACGACCGGCAACCAGCCUGAGCAGGGCCUGUCAGCGUGCACCACCUCCAACCACUACUCGGUCAUAGAGAGUGACCACCCUUACAAACAAGCCGGCGUCACUCAAUACAGGGUAAUGUUUCCCGACUGUGUUCGCUGGACCACCAUUGAAUUUGAUCUUCAGUGUGGGACUGCACAGCCAGAAGACGUCCUUCGCCUGCUCAUCCCCAGCCGGAUCCUCCACCUGUCAAGCCUGGGGGGUAAACCUUUGAUCCAUGACACCAUCAACACUUGGACUGAGCUCAAGAAGUUCUCCGGCUCCACAGGCUGGCCAACAACCGUCCUAGUUCUGCCAGGAAAUGAAGUUCUGUUCUCGCUGGAAACGGCCUCAGACUACGUCAAAGAUGAGAAAGCUUGCUUUUAUGGCUUCAAGUGUGUGGCGGUUGGAUAUGAAUUCAACCCUGGUCCUGAUGAGGGAACCAUCCUGCUUGAGAAAGAGUUGGCCUACCUGGGCAGUGUGUGUGCUGCAGCUCUGAUGAAGAAAGAUCUGGCCCUUCCUAUAGGCAAUGAAUUGGAGGAGGAUCUGGAGAUUCUCGAGGAAGCCUCUCUUCAGGUGUGUAAGUCCCACUCAGGGAUCCUGGGGAAGGGUCUGGCCUUGUCUCACUCCCCAACCAUCCUGGAAGCCCUAGAGGGGAAUCUCCCCCUGCACCUCCAAACCAACGAGCACUCUUUCCUUGAGGACUUCAUCACCUGUGUACAGAACUCCAGCGGAGGACGUCUGGCUAGGUGGCUGCAGCCAGACUCCUACGCAGACCCCCAGAAGACAUCUCUGAUCCUGAACAAAGAUGACAUACGCUGUGGAUGGCCAGCAACUGUAGUCGUACAGACCAAAGACCAGUAUGGGGAUGUGGUGCAUGUCCCCAACAUGAAGGUGGAGGUAAAGGCUGUGCCUGUCUCGCAGAAGAAGUCGAUGCAGCCUGACAAUAUGAAGAAGCUGCAGCGUUUACCUGGAAGCUCCUCUCCCUCGUCCUCUGGCCCUGACCUGACUUUUGGAGGUCUGCCCAUGCCCAAGCUGGAGGCCACGUACGAGCCCAUGAUCGUGAAAGAGGCUCGAUACAUUGCGAUCACCAUGAUGAAGGCAUAUGAAAACUACUCAUUUGAAGAGCUGCGCUUUGCCUCCCCAACACCAAAGAGACCCAGUGAGAACAUGCUGAUUCGUGCCAACACUGAUGGGACCUACAGCGCGAACUGGACUCCGGGAGCUGUAGGCCUCUAUACAAUCCAUGUCACCAUAGAUGGCAUUGAAAUAGAUGCUGGCUUAGAGGUUGAAGUCAAAGAUCCUCCCAAAGGCAUGAUCCCACCUGGCACUCAGAUGGUUAAACCAAAGGCUGAACCUCAGCCCAGCAAGGUCCGCAAAUUUGUGUCCAAGGACAGCGCAGGCCUGCGUGUGCGUAGUCACCCCUCGCUGCAGAGUGAACAGAUAGGCAUAGUGCAUGUCAAUGGCACCAUCACUUUCAUUGACGAGAUCCACAAUGAUGAUGGUGUAUGGCUCAGGCUCAAUGAUGAAACAGUAAAGAAGUAUGUUCCCAGCAUGAAUGGGUACACUGAAGCCUGGUGCCUCUCUUUUAACCAGCACCUGGGCAGGAGCCUACUGGUCCCAGCCGACGUGGUCAACUCAGAGGGGACGUGGGUGCAGCUGGAUAAGAACAGUGUAGUAGAGUUCUGUGAGAGCGAUGAGGGCGAGGCCUGGUCUUUGGCCAGGGACCGCGGAGGGACUCAGUAUCUACGUCAUGAUGACGAACAAGUACUUGUUGAACACGGGGCUCAGACCCCACCGCCCAGCCCCUUCUCUGUGCAGGCCUUCAACAGGGCCGCAACUGCGAACGGUGCACAGGGCUUCGACUACGGCAUCUCCAACAACAAAGGCGAGCGAGGGAACCUGAUGUCCGGAGCGCGGCCCAUGUCUCCAGCCUCCAAACACCGACAGGAGAACCGCUCGCCCAAACAGGAAGGGCGGGGAAGCCGCUCAUCGGAGCAGAGCAGGACUAAGACGGGGGAAGGUGGACUCUCAGCGAGCGAAGCCCUCAUCCUUCGCUCAGACACGGGCAAGCUGAGGUCGGACUCUCACAGCCGCUCCCACUCGCCCAAUCACAACACCCUGCAGGCCCUAAAGGCUGACGGGAGAAACUCUGGACUACGCGCCGAGUCUCCAAACCCUGGCUCUCGCUCCUCCUCCCCCAAACAGAAGAGCGUUUCCUCCUCAGGCAGGUCUAGUCCCUCCAGCACCUCCUCCCAGAACUCCUCCUCAACCCACCAUGACAAGAACACCCCACCUAAAGUCAGCCCUUCCAAAGCACGGCUGGACCCUCCCCGGGAGAGGUCCAAAUCAGAUUCAUACACUCUUGAUCCAGACACACUAAGAAAGAAGAAGGUUCCGCUUACAGAGCCGCUUCGGGGCAGAUCUACCUCUCCCAAACCCAAACUCUCUCCUAAAGAUCCAAACAAAGGAAUGCAUAAUAAUGCAGAGAAUCGGGUUCCUUCCCCCCAUGUGACCCAAGAAAACCUUCAUAGCGAGGUGGUGGAGGUGUGCUGCUCUAGUGCUCUCCUCUCAAACGACGAGGGCAACGAUGAGAACUUGGAGGCCCAAAAUAACGAAGAGGGAUCAUGCAAGGUGCACUUUAGCAUCGGCAAAGCCCCCGUCAAAGAGGAGCUGGAGAGUCGCUCGUCGCCCAAGGUCAGCCGCAAAGCCUCCAGCCGACACACGCGGCCCAAAAAGGACAAAUCGGGGCCUCUGUUUAAAGGGGAGAGCACAUCGAGGGUCACAGAACCCGCCAAACAGGCCAUGUCUCCCUCUGUGGCCGAAUGUGCACGAGCUGUCUUUGCAGCUUUCCUGUGGCAUGAAGGUAUCGUCCACGACGCAAUGGCCUGCUCGUCCUUCCUCAAGUUCAACCCAGACUUAACCAAAGAGCACGCCCCCAUCCGCAGCUCCCUGGGAGGACAGGGCGCCGAGGAGAAGGAGAGCAAGUUGAAGAACCGCCACUCCUUAGAGAUUUCCUCGGCGCUCAACAUGUUCAACAUUGCGCCGCACGGGCCCGACAUCUCCAAAAUGGGAAGCAUCAACAAGAACAAGGUGCUCUCCAUGCUGAAGGAGCCUCCGUUGCCGGAGAAGUGCGAGGACGGGAAAGGAGAGGCCGCUUCCUACGAGAUGACCUCUCAUCCGUCCAUGAGGGCGAAGUCCAUCCUGCCGUUGACGCUGCAGCAUCUGGUGGCGUUCUGGGAGGACAUCUCCAUGGCCACGAUAAAGGCGGCCACUCAGAACAUGAUCUUCCCCAGCCCGGGCUCCAGCGCCAUCCUGAAAAAGAAGGAGCACGAGAAAGACGGCAAGAAGUCGAAGAAGGAGAAGAAGAAACGGGAGAAGGCGGAGGUGCGUCCGAGGGGGAAUCUGUUCGGAGAGAUGGCACAGCUGGCCAUGGGUGGACCCGAAAAAGACACUAUCUGUGAGCUGUGUGGGGAGUCUCAUCCUUACCCUGUCACCUACCACAUGAGACAGGCUCACCCAGGUUGCGGUCGCUACGCUGGAGGCCAGGGCUACAACAGCAUCGGACACUUCUGUGGCGGCUGGGCAGGGAACUGUGGAGACGGAGGCAUCGGGGGCAGCACCUGGUACCUCGUGUGUGAUCGCUGUCGGGAGAAAUACCUGAGAGAGAAACAGACUGCAGCGAGGGAAAAGGUGAAGCAGUCCAGGAAGAAACCUCUGCAGGUGAAGACUCCAAGAGCUCUGCCCACCAUGGAGGCUCACCAGGUGAUCCGGGCAAACGCUUUGUUCCUGCUCUCCCUCAGCAGUGCUGCUGAGCCCAGCAUGCUGUGUCACCAUCCACCCCGGCCGCUUCACUCCCAGCUGCUCCCCAGCCUCAAGGAGGGCGUGUCAGACGAAAUCCCGAACAAAAUGGGCUGUCUGUACCUUCAGACCCUCGCAAGGCAACACACCGAGAACUUUGGGGCCUACCAGGAUGAUAACCUCUUCCAGGACGAGAUGAGGUAUUUGCGAUCGACGUCCGUUCCCGCGCCUUAUAUUUCAGUCACCCCUGACGCCUGUCCAAAUGUGUUUGAGGAACCAGAGAGCAACAUGAAAUCAAUGCCCCCUAGUCUGGAGACCAGCCCCAUCACAGACAGCGACACGGCCAAACGAACAGUGUUCCAGAGGUCUUACUCGGUCGUAGCAUCGGAGUACGACAAGCAACACUCGCCUUCACCAGCUCGGGUGAAAGCCGUGCCCAGACGCAGGGUGCACAGUGGAGAUGCAGAGGUGGGAUCUUCGCUGCUACGGCACCCGUCUCCUGAGCUCUCCAGGCUGAUCUCGGCUCACGGCUCCCUCAGUAAAGGGGAGAGGAACUUCCAGUGGCCCGUCCUCGCCUUUGUCAUCCAGCAUCACGACCUGGAGGGCCUGGAGGUGGCCAUGAGGCAUGCACUGAGAAAGUCUGCCUGCAGGGUGUUUGCCAUGGAGGCUUUCAACUGGCUGCUGUGCAAUGUGAUUCAGACCACCUCCCUGCACGACAUCCUCUGGCAUUUUGUAGCAUCUCUCACCCCAUCACCGUUUGAACCCGAGGAUGAGGAGGACGAUGAGAACAAAGGGAACAAGGAAGUUGUUGAACAGGAAAGAGACCUCGGCGUGUGUGAACAUCCUCUGUCAGACAUUGUUAUUGCCGGGGAGGCAGCUCAUCCUCUCCCCCACACCUUCCACCGCCUCCUCCAGACCAUCUCUGACCUCAUGAUGUCACUUCCCAGCGGGAGUUCACUUCAACAGAUGGCACUUAGGUGCUGGAGUCUCAAGUUCAAGCAGUCCGACCACCAGUUCCUUCACCAGAGCAACGUUUUCCAUCACAUCAAUAACAUCUUGUCCAAGUCGGAUGACGGAGACAGCGAGGAGAGCUUCAACAUCAGUGUGCAGUCAGGCUAUGAAGCAAUGAGUCAGGAUCUGUGCCUGGUGACCUGUCUGAAGGAUCUGACCAGCGUAGUCGACAUCAAGACGUCCAGCCGUCCUGCGAUGAUUGGCAGCCUCACAGACGGCUCCACUGAGACCUUCUGGGAAUCUGGAGAUGAGGACAAGAACAAAACCAAAAGCAUCACCAUCAGCUGUGUGAAGGGAAUAAACGCCUCCAAUGUGUCUGUGCAUGUGGACAACUCCAGAGACAUCGGGAACAAAGUCACAUCAGUGACAUUUCUGUGUGGAAAAGCAGUCGAGGACCUCUGCAGAAUCAAACAGGUCGACCUCGACUCGCGUCACAUGGGCUGGGUGACGAGUGAGCUCCCUGGUGGGGAUCAUCAUGUGAUCAAGGUGGAACUGAAGGGCCCCGAGAACACCCUGAUGCGCCAGGUUAAGGUCCUCGGCUGGAAAGAGGGCGAGAGCAUCAAGAUUCUUGGACAGAUCUCAGCCAGCAUGGCCCAGCAGAAGAACUGUGAGGCGGAGACUCUCAGAGUGUUUCGCCUCAUCACAUCACAGGUCUUUGGUAAACUUAUCUGUGGAGAUGCUGAGCCAACUCCUGAGCAGGAGGAGAAAAAUCUGUUGUCAUCACCCGAGGGAGAAGAUAAGGCACCAUCUGAUGCAGACCUCAAAGAACACAUGGUGGGAAUCAUUUUCAGCAGGAGCAAACUGACCAACCUGCAGAAACAGGUGUGCGCGCACAUAGUCCAGGCCAUCCGCAUGGAGGCCACGCGUGUGAGGGAGGAGUGGGAACACGCCAUCUCCAGCAAAGAGAACGCCAACUCGCAGCCCAGCGACGACGACGCCUCCUCGGACGCUUACUGCUUCGAGCUCCUGUCCAUGGUGCUCGCUCUGAGCGGCUCCAACGUGGGCCGCCAGUAUCUCGCUCAGCAGCUGACGCUUAUGCAAGACCUGUUUUCUCUGCUGCACACGGCUUCCCCGAGAGUACAGAGACAGGUCACAUCAUUGCUCAGACGUGUCCUUCCAGAGGUCACACCGGUCCGACUUGCCAGCAUCAUCGGGGUGAAGGCGCUUCCACCGGCAGACAUCAGUGACAUCAUCCACUCCACGGAAAAGGGUGACUGGAACAAGCUCUGCAUCCUUGACAUGUUCCUGGGCUGCAUCGCCAAAGCACUCACCGUGCAGCUCAAAGCCAAAGGCACCACCAUCUCUGGCACGGCCGGCAUGGCUGCGGGAAAAGGGGUCACUACCGUCACCCUGCCUAUGAUCUUCAACUCCAGCUACAUUCGCAGAGGUGAGAGCCACUGGUGGAUGAAGGGGUCGACUCCUCCUCAGAUAGCAGAGAUCAUCAUAAAGCUGGUUAAAGACAUGGCAGCUGGACACCUUUCGGAUGCUUGGUCCAGAGUCACCAAAAAUGCAAUAGCUGAGACCAUCAUAGCGCUGACCAAAAUGGAGGAGGAGCAUCGGUCGCCUGUACGCUGUAUCGCCACAACAAGGCUGUGGCUGGCUUUAGCUUCACUGUGCGUGCUGGAUCAGGACCACGUGGACAGGUUGUCAUCUGGACGCUGGAUGGGCAAAGAUGGGCAGCAGAAGCAGAUGCCCAUGUGUGACAACCACGAUGACGGGGAGACGGCAGCCAUCAUCCUGUGUAACAUGUGCGGCAACCUCUGCACCGACUGCGACCGCUUCCUCCACCUGCACCGCCGCACACGCUCCCACCAGAGACAGGUGUUUAAGGAGGAAGAGGAGGCCAUAAAGGUAGAUCUCCAUGAAGGCUGCGGGAGGACAAAACUUUUCUGGCUCAUGGCUCUGGCAGACUCCAAGACUAUGAAGGCCAUGGUGGAGUUCAGGGAGCACACAGGUAAACCAGCCUCCAGCAGCUCAGACGCCUGCAGGUUCUGUGGUACCAGAAAUGGAACUGAGCUGUCUGCGGUAGGCAGCGUCUGCUCAGACCCAGACUGUCAGGAGUAUGCUAAACUGGCGUGCAGUAAAACUCAUCCCUGUGGACACCCCUGUGGAGGAGUGAAGAACGAGGAGUCCUGCCUCCCAUGUCUGCACGGCUGCGACAAAAACACUGGCUGUCUGAAACAGGACGCAGAUGACAUGUGUAUGAUCUGCUUCACCGAGGCUCUCUCCGCUGCUCCUGCAGUUCAGCUGGACUGCACUCACGUGUUCCAUCUUCAGUGUACUCGUCGUGUUCUUGAGAACCGCUGGCUCGGGCCCAGAAUCACAUUUGGGUUCAUGUUGUGUCCCAUUUGCAAGAACAAAAUCAAUCACUCGGUGAUAAAGGACCUGCUGGACCCCAUCAAGGAGCUGUAUGAGGAUGUGAGGAGGAAGGCUCUGAUGAGGCUGGAGUAUGAGGGUCUGCACAAGAGCGAGGCAAUAACUACUCCAGGAGCUCGUUUCCAUAACGACCCUGCAGGCUUUGCCAUGAACAGAUAUGCAUACUAUGUCUGCUUCAAGUGCAAGAAGGCGUAUUUCGGGGGGGAGGCUCGCUGCGAUGCGGAGGCUGGACAGGGAGAUGACUACGACCCCAGUGAGCUGAUCUGUGGAGCGUGCUCAGACGUCUCCAGGGCUCAGAUGUGCUCAAAGCAUGGCACAGACUUCCUGGAGUAUAAAUGCCGGUACUGCUGUUCUGUGGCUGUUUUCUUCUGCUUUGGCACCACACACUUCUGCAACGCCUGCCACGAUGAUUUUCAGAGGAUGACCAGCGUCCCGAAGGAGGAGCUGCCCCAUUGUCCUGCAGGGCCCAAAGGCAAGCAGCUGGAGGGAACCGAGUGCCCUUUGCAUGUGGUUCACCCACCAACAGGGGAGGAGUUUGCCCUGGGCUGUGGGGUGUGCAGAAACGCCCACACCUUCUAAACAAAAAGACAAAGACUUAAACUGAAAACCAGUUCGUCUACUGUGAUUUCUGGCUGAUGCUGAAGCUCAGCGGUGAAAGCUUGGCUCUUGCAUUCGUCAAGUCUCCUGGACACUGGACCAGGUUUCUGCUCUCACGUCAAGAGUCCUCAGGUCUGCUCUUCUACCAACAUCAGUAUCCGGGCUCAGCUACGAACACGAGCUGUGGCUCCUUUUGGAUGCAGAGUAACCUGAAUUUAAAAAAAAAAAAAAGAAACAAUAGAAAUUUAAAAAAAGAAGAAAAAAGAAAACUUGUGACGUGUUUGCAUGCGGCCGUUGUAUUCCCUCGGCUUCUAUAGACGUUGCACACCUCCUGAUCACUGACGUGUAACAUUGAAUAUGAAAUGAAUUUGCUUUAAGGCAACCGUGGCUCAGAGAGGGUUUAAAAAAAUAAGGAACAGGCCGUAUUUCCAGCUUCCUAACUAUACAUUUAAAAUAUUGUUGUAUGUAAACUUUUUCGUAAUCUUGUACAGUAUUCUCCACUGUCAAGUGCAUCAUGGGUUGACGGACAAAAAAAAAGAUACGUCGGUGGAUAAGACUGUUAAGAAUAUUAUGAUUGGGAGGAAAAUAGUGUACGAUUUAUCUAAUCCUGUAUAUAAUGAUACUAUUCAAAAAUAGCUGUAUUCCGAAGUUGCUACUCUUCACUUCAGUUUUGUUUGAUAUUCUGGGUUAUGUUUUGAGCCAGAACUUUUAAUGAAGUGCAAUACUGGGUGUGCCUCCUAUUUUGCAGCUGUUUAACCUAUGGAAUGUAUGUCAAUAAAGCCACUGUACAUUUUUAUACAGUAGACAGUCGUGAUUCCCCCUCUUCUAAAUGUCAGAUUUUUUUUUUCUGUUGUCUGGAAAUGAGAAGGAGGAGCCUGGCCUGCAGUGAAUGAAGGUGGAUGUAAAUUCUAUUAGCAGCUCUGUCAAAAUAGUACCAAAAUCUACAGUAAUACAAAAACAAACAGAAGACCUCACAGUGAGACUGAUUACAGCUGAAUGAUUGGAGGGGGGCCAGUCUUCACACCAAAUAAAAUUUGUGCACCUGUAAUGCUUUUCCCUUGUAGGAGGCCGGGGGGGGAAGGGGUGUCAGAAAAACAGAGUGAUGGAAAAAAAGCAGCUGCUGUUAUAUAAAAAGCUUAAUACUUGUGAAUCUGCUCUGUAAUAUCUGUGGUGGAUGGAGUUGAAUGGUAAUAAACCAGGUUCUCUGUUUCGCAAAGUA